Lactuca sativa (garden lettuce) is the source of this 1514-nucleotide messenger RNA. RefSeq names its product methyltransferase. NCBI's taxonomy places the organism in Eukaryota, Viridiplantae, Streptophyta, Magnoliopsida, Asterales, Asteraceae. The record is from RefSeq and is a predicted model, not a curated record. Gene Ontology annotation, biological process: tRNA methylation.
AAGCAAACACUAGGUUGGAGAUGGUCUUGUGUAACAAUCAACUGGAACUCCAGCCUCCAGGUCUUUUGGUUUCUGUAGUCCUGAGCGGCAUAUACCACCGUGGACUCUUGUGAGGAGGCGGCAACCAGCUGGGCAAAGCGGAGCCCUUUUUAGGGUUUAGGCGCCACGGAGAAUGGGGGUUAGAUGCAAGUUUUGGUUGCUCAAAAAGAAGAGAUUUUGUGCAAUUCCCCCGCUCCCUAAUACCGAGUUCUGCGGCAACCACUCUACAAGGUCGGAUGACAGGUGGAUUCAGUGCUCAAUAGACCCCUCCCACUCUGUACUGGAAUCCAACCUUGAGAAUCACCUUAGACGGUGUCCGUUGCUCAAACAUAACAACUCGCUGUCCCUCCAACCUUUCUACCAAAAGGGCAUUAAUGGAGGCGAUGAAGAAGAUGAAGACGUUUCCUCAGAGUCCAAGAGGAUGGCUGUGCAAUGUAUCACUGUACCUGAGUUGAUCAAACUAAUCGAAAAAAUAAAGUCUGUUCACGCUUCCAUAUGCAAGGACAUUCAAGACUCUUACAACAUCCCGGAAGUUUGCAGGAAUUGGAUUAACCGCGCAAAUGACUGUUUCAGGAAAAUACCAUUUCAAGAAAAGCAUGUUAUCCAGCAGGCGUCAAUUCUUGGAAACUUGGAAAAACUGGGAGCAAUCAAGUCUUGUUCUAGUGUUGGGGAACAGCUUCAUUCUCCUGCGGUGGUUGAGUUUGGAGCUGGAAGGGGUUACUUGACACAAAUGCUAGCAGACUGUUACGGGGUCUCAAAAGUCUUCUUGAUUGAGCGCAAGUCAUAUAAACUUAAGGCAGAUCGAAGCUUGCGACAAAAAGAGAGCUUGAUGCUAGAGCGGUUGAGAAUAGACAUUGAGGACUUGAAUCUGAAUGCAAUCGGGUCAUUACAAGGAGUUCCUUAUUUGGCAAUCGGAAAACAUCUGUGUGGGCCUGCAACUGAUAUGACCUUAAGAUGUUGUGUUGGGGAAAAUGGCAGCACAUCUUACCUGAGAGGACUUUCAAUUGCAACAUGUUGCCACCAUCUGUGUCAAUGGAAGCAUUAUAUCAAUAAAAGUUUUUUCUUAAGUCAAGGGAUGAGCAAAGACGAGUUCCAUGCAGUUACAUGGUUUACCAGCUGGGCUGUAGAUUCAGCAGACCAUGAAGAAUCGGAUACAAAGAUCAGGGAAAAUGAAAAGGUUUUAGAAGGUGAUGAUGAUGAUGAUGAUUUGUUGAGAAAUAUGUGUGCAAGAGAUCGGGCUGUGCUAGGGUUCAUGUGCAAAGAUAUAAUUGAUGCAGGGAGGUUGAUGUGGAUAAGGGAACAUGGACUAGAAAAAUCCGAGCUUGUCAAAUAUGUUCCAUCUAAUAUCUCUCCUGAAAACCGUUUGCUGAUUGCAAGCUGUUGAAAUUUUGUUUGUAGGAAUAAUUAUUAUUAUGCUCUUUCCGAUUCCAAUGCUUGUUCAAGUGGUUUGUGGCUUUGUGCUACAUAAUUUGCUA